CAAAAUUUAAAAAGUCCUUGUAAUGGAAUGGACCCCUAGCGACACAUUGAAUUAAAUGGACAUUCAAGCCUGACAUCAGCUCCACAACUAGACAUAUAUCGACUCUAUUAUUACGAUUCAUGUAACGAAUUAUCCUACGGCCUUCAUUACUUCCAUGACAAUAUGACAUACCUACGUUACUUUCAUUUUCUGAAAGAGACAUUAUUGUUCGAAUGGUUGAAGCACAUAACCAACACAUUCCCAAUAGUAUAGCGUGGAGCUUUGUGUUUCAUUCCAUUCCGACCCCAAUAGUAAGCAAAACUGGCCAUUUCCAGAAGAACCCUUUCGCCAUAGCGUUGCUUCUUUGAUGGAAAGAAGAAAGGGUAGCAGAGGGAGCAUUGAUGAAUUGGCUUUGGUGAAGGCAGCAGCAUGUGCAUGGUAUCAACAUGGAUCAGGAUCUGAAGGCCGAGCAGUGCGCGAGUACGAUCUUGCAAUGCCUAAAAGAGCUCCUAAACCAUCAAGGUACAAGAUUGAAGCCAUGAAAGAGUCUGAAGAAGCUCCUAUACAUCGUCUCUCACCUCCAACAUCAGCUCCUCUUAGUCCAUUCUCUACUGCUAGUAGCAAACAAAGCGAGAUAUCUCUUCUUGAUGAUUAUGAAAUCCAGAGGAUAUCGAAGGAACUUGAUCGCUAUAUGGCAGAGUCGAGUCGAGCCGAGUAUUUAAAAAGUUUUCUUGGCAGUGAUCAUCGCGCUAAUAACAGAGUUGUGUCGUUAUCAGAAAGUGGCACAAGUGAGGGAAAAAGUAAGCAGAAACGCAAAAAUUCAAGAGGGUUUUGGAUGAAGUAUGGGGCGGUAUGUGGCUCGAGGAAAGAUGAUGUCGUGGAUGGUCGGAGUUUUAAAAUUGCAUAUAGUCAUGGUGGCCGGAAAAAUUGGUAACGGAGGUCAAAACUUCUAGCUGCUGAACACGGGGCAUCCAUGUCUAGUCAAAAUUGAUGAGAUUGGAUAUGUUCAGUUGGUUGUCGGCUUGGAAUUAAAAGCUCAAAACAGAAACAGUACAUUGAGGCGUGGUACGAGUAGUGUAUGCUAGUUAUGGAUCUGAUUGAGGUGGACCUUUUUUUUUUUUUUUUUUUUAAGUUUUUCAAUUCCUCUAUUGGUAUCAUUUUUUUGAAUGGAGUGUGAAACUGUGAAGUAAACAAAAAGUGUAAAAUCUCUUGCUUUUCUGGAGUUUGCUCCAUCAACUUGUAAGGUACUUCUGGGCUGGCUUUGCUACUACAAUGAUUUGU
This is a messenger RNA of Coffea eugenioides, 1260 nucleotides long. RefSeq lists its product as uncharacterized. Lineage: Eukaryota; Viridiplantae; Streptophyta; Magnoliopsida; Gentianales; Rubiaceae. The transcript has a single exon. The record is from RefSeq and is a predicted model, not a curated record. The coding region runs from base 347 to 913 and encodes 188 amino acids.